GCCCCGCCCCCGGCGCACGGUCCACGCGGUGCGAGCGGCGCCCGCCUGCGGGUCUGACCAUGGGCGAGCCUCCGGCCGCCGUGCGCGCCUUCCUGCGCCAGCACCCGAGUCUGCGGCUGGAGCCCGGCGCGCACAAGGUCAAGUGCGUCCUCACCGGCCACGAGCUGCCCUGCCGUCUGCCGGAGCUCGAGGUCUACACCCGCGGCAAGAAAUACCGGCGGCUGGUCCGCGCCAACCCGGCCUUCGACUACGCGGAGUUCGAGCCGCACAUCGUGCCCAGCACCAAGAACCCGUACGUGCGCGGGGCCGCUGCGGGCGGGCUCCGAGGGGACGUGCCCACCGUGGUGAGGCACCAGCUGUUCUGCAAACUCACCCUGCGGCACAUCAACAAGUCCCCAGAGCAUGUGCUGAGGCACACCCAGGGCCAGCGGUACCAGAGAGCCCUGUGUGAAUAUGAAAAGUGUCAGAAGCAGGGUGUGGAAUAUGUGCCCGCCUGCCUCCUGCACAAGAGGAGGAGGAAGGAAGCCCAGAUGGACGGCACUGGGCCACCUCACUCAAGAGAAGCCUUCUGGGAACCUGCAUCCAGCGAGGACGAUGCAGCUGCCAGUGACAGUGAGGACAGCAUGACAGACCUGUACCCACCCGAGUUGUUCACCAGAAAGGACCUGGGAAGGACUGAGCCUGGCGACAGCAGCAGUGACUUUUUGACAGAAGACGAGGACGGGAAGCCAAGGCUCACACCAGGGAAGGGCCCUGGGGACAGAGAAGAGAUGGAAGUGGCCCAGGCACUAGUUCACAAGCGUGGGAAGAAGCAGUUGAGUUUGUCAAAGAAGAAGUUCAAAAGUCAUCAUCGUAAAGCUAAGAGCUUCAGCUCUCUUAAACACUGUGGUUAAUAAACGGCUGCUGGAGAAAGCACAUGUAGAGAGCCUGAGAGUCCUUCAGACACUCGACCCCGUGUUCCUCUUCAUGCCGUCUGCGGUGCAUCCUCUCAACUGCUGGGGUGUCCCAGGCCCUUCUCCAUCCACUCCAUGUUGGUGGGCUGGGGUCUGGCCCCCAGGCUCAGGGGCACACUCCCCCGUCCCCAAGAAACAGCAGGGACCCCGAGGGAAGAAUUAUGUCUGGACAUGGCUUCUAAGUGGUCCUCAGUGAAGCCUAGGGGUCCGUCAGGCUCACUCAGCGUCUGAGGAGAGGCCUGGCGAGGCCUCACCCCAGCUGGACAACACCAGAGGACCACACUGCGUACAACAAAUGCCAUUAUUUAUUUUGAUGUUUUCAAAAAUCAAAACGUUUUCAAACACAACUAAGAUAUAAAAUACAGCAUAAAAUGAGAUUUAUACCUAUUUCCCACAUAAAGCAAAAAAAUUUUCAGAAA
Canis lupus familiaris (dog) is the source of this 1372-nucleotide messenger RNA. It is a transcript of the gene SURF2, whose product is annotated as surfeit 2. The transcript is spliced from 6 exons. NCBI's taxonomy places the organism in Eukaryota, Metazoa, Chordata, Mammalia, Carnivora, Canidae. The record is from RefSeq and is a predicted model, not a curated record. Bases 60 to 893 code for a protein of 277 amino acids.